GAUCAGUGCAUUUUCCUGUCAUUUCCACAGCCGCCGUGAAGCUCUGCGUCUCCUUGCGGGUCCCCCAGACCAUCCCCAUGGACCUGCGGAUUGGACAGCGUCUCGCCAAACCUGGCCCUGACACUGCCUUCCUGGCUUUGAAGCAGACGCAGCAGCUGCAACACCAGCUCUUCCUGGCUAGUUUGCACCCCCGACUGGAGUACCAGCAAGUGGAGCAACUCAGCCACCAGCACCUGCGGGUGUCGAUGGAGCCACCGCCUCAGGAUCCCAUGCCUGGGAAGCAGGAACAGGAGCUGCGGCUGCUCUUGAAUAAAGACAAAAGCAAACGCAGUAAGAGCCACUCACUUUCUCCUUCCCCCAUGCCCCCCUGA
Molecule: messenger RNA, 371 nt
Organism: Podarcis muralis (Common wall lizard)
Lineage: Eukaryota; Metazoa; Chordata; Lepidosauria; Squamata; Lacertidae
Source: RefSeq, a predicted model, not a curated record